Messenger RNA from Xenia sp. Carnegie-2017, 1703 nucleotides. RefSeq names its product metalloreductase STEAP4-like. The transcript has 4 exons. Bases 15 to 1364 code for a protein of 449 amino acids. The record is from RefSeq and is a predicted model, not a curated record. Gene Ontology annotation, molecular function: ferric-chelate reductase (NADPH) activity; cupric reductase (NADH) activity. Gene Ontology annotation, biological process: copper ion import. Lineage: Eukaryota; Metazoa; Cnidaria; Anthozoa; Malacalcyonacea; Xeniidae. Gene Ontology annotation, cellular component: endosome; plasma membrane.
AAUAACAUAUUGAGAUGGCAAGAAUCAUGGUUGCUGCAGAGAACAGACCACAAGAAAAAUUGACGGUGUUGGGUACAGGUGACUUUAGUCGUGCACUAACGAAGCGACUAUCUUUGGCUGGUUAUGACGUCAUUAUGGGAAGCCGGAAUCCUGAAAGAAGUCGAAGAUUGCCACAUCUGUCAUCGUUCAACAUUGCAUCCAUAAAUGAUGCUUUAGAGCAUUCUGGCAUCAUCUUUUUUGCUAUUCCCAUGCAUGGAUAUGAUAGCUUGGUGGCAUCAUCGGGCAGCCAACUAAAUGGAAAGAUUGUUGUCGACGUAAGCAAUCAAACGCAGACCUCUUUCAGAGGAUUAUCAAAUGCUGAGUACCUAUCCAGUCUAAUACCUAAGGCUCACGUUGUGAAAGGCUUCAAUGUGAUAUCUGCAUGGGCAUUGGAACAAGAUAUUUAUGGAGGAAGUCGGACUGUUUACAUUUGUGGAGACAAUGCUGAAGCUAAAGAAAAGGUUAUGCAAAUAUCUCGAACAAUGCAGUUUAUCCCGUUUGACCAAGGAUCACUACAGGUUUCUCAAGCUAUUGAAGGAAAGCCAUUGGAAUUGUUUCCUAGUUGGCGAGUAGCGAUGAUUAUGUUUGGAAUUCUAUAUUUGAUUAUGUUGCUGUUUUUUGUGUUGAUUCGAGUAAUAAGAAAGUUUCCCUUUACCAACUUUCCAUUACGAAGUGUCAGUCUAAUGAACGCGUUCACUGUGAUUGGACUUUUGGAUAUGGUUUAUCUCCCAGGAUGCAUUGCAGCUAUUUUGCAGCUAAUUUACGGUACCAAGUAUCGUCGUUUUCCAAAGUGGCUUGAUAUUUGGAUGAAAGCUCGUAAACAACUUGGUUUGCUGGCAUUGUUACUGGCUGCAAUGCAUGGUUGUAUGUCAACCCUUUAUUGGGGUCCUGAAUAUAAUCGUAGAGUUUAUCAAGACAGGUCCAUUCAUAUCAACAACGUAACAGUUCGUGUUUAUGGACGAAUGACUGCACAAGGCGAAGCUUUCUUGACGCUUGGAGUCUUGGGUCUGUCAGCUUUGUCUAUUUUGGGUAUAACGUCACUUCCUACUGUUCUUAAUCGCAUGAGUUGGAGAGAGUGGAAUUUUGUUCAAUCUGGUUUGGGUUACUUUUCAUUGAUAUUUUCUCUACUUCAUUUUACAAUCUAUGCUUACGAAGGUAUUAUUAGAUGGAAAUUGGAGAUCUUUUUCUAUCCCACCAUUUUGACUGUCAUUAUCGGAUACGCCAUCAUCGUUUUAAAGAUUAUAUUGUUGCUGCCUUGCUUGGAUAAACGAGUAAAGAAAAUUCGUGCAGGAUGGGAACGAAAUGAACAGAUUUACGAAGUUUGAUCUUAAAGCUAUUAGGCUUUCAGUUACUUUAAUAUGGGAAAAUGACAUGUUUAGAAGCACUUUUACUACACUAAAAACUGUAUGUUGUCAGUUUUAGAAUAAAAUUACAGUUACAGCCACAUAAUGUUUAUUACAGUGACAACAUUAUACUUACCGUUAAAACACCAUAGUUAUUGUUAGAAGAUAAUAGCUAUCAUCACAAGAUUGCACUUAAUUCCAUAACAUCAUAGUUACGGUUAAAACGUUAUGUAAUGACAACUGACUUCGUUUGUCAUUUUAAUUUAUUAAACAAGAAGUAGACGCAAAAUUGUUAAUACAUUACAUAAUAAAGAUAUGACA